UCAUGACAGAACAGGUAGAAGCUGAACCCCUGCAGGGCAGUUAGGCUAAUUUCCAGCUUUCUGUCUCUUCUGUCUCUGUCCCGCCUCCCUUACUGCAGACUGAAAGACGUCCUUACCUCACACAACUAUGCAUUUCCUCGCACGCACACUCUCGCUGAGGAGCACAGCUUUACCGCUCUCUAAAGGGAGACUAGAUAAUGAGGAGUCCUCUGGAGGAGGCAGACGACGAGAGGAUGCCGCAGAGCCGUGAGUGGAGAGAUUACCAUCAUGGUGUUCAUCAGUGUGACACUUCACCACUUCCAGCAGCACCAGCCUCAAACACAAACCCACCAAACUCGCCCACCUCAGCACUUACAGGGGUCGGUCUGGAGCUGCAUAACCACAUUCCAGACAUCAAGCAAGCUUCAACCUCUUCAACAGGUCCAAAAUCCAGGAAAGGCAAAAAUGAUAAUAGAUACCUGGGUGUCAGAGUGAGAAUGCCAGUAAAAGACAUGCUGAGGAAUUUUCGCAUAGCCAAGGGCAUGGAUCCAAAAGAGCUGCAGGAGGACAGUAAAGGAACAAAAGGUAAAAAACGAGUCAACACAAGCGCUGAUCGGAGAAACAGACUGAAAAAGUGGCAAACCAAGAGUUUGGAGGAACUUGCCAUCAUAGUGGAAGUGCUGGAAGAAGAUCUAAAGACCAGUACAUCUCCAAGUCCAGCAAAUAUGCACCAGUCUUCUACCCAAUCCCCAGAGCCAGGAGACAAAAACUGGUGUGAACACAAGACCCAACAGAGCUUUACGUUCGAUUCACCUCCAAAUCGAAGUUUCUGUGAAACAAAUACGUUUCUCAUGCGAUCCGUCGAGCUCUACAACUCCUUCCCCAGUUCUGCUUAUAACCAGACCAUCACUCCCAACAGUCAGGAGGGUUAUGACCAUUAUGAGUCAGUCUAUUAUAGACCCAAGAGCCAGGCUGGAAUGAUCUGCUCACCUGGUGAAGGUGAAUACCAGGUGCCCUCUCCACAAGAAGCAAGUUGGUGUGGUUCCACAAGGGAGAUGAGCGGUCCAGCGUAUCCCUACUCAGUUCAGGAGGACUGGGGCAGUCUGGCAUUCUUCUGGACCCAAAUGAAAAGAGAGGAGCACCUACAGAGUUCUAUAACUGACCAAGAGCUUCUGGCCCUGGAUAAGUGUGGGAGAACGCUGCUACACAGAGCUGUAGACGAGGGGAAGCGAGCUCUCGUGUAUGUGAUCGCCAGAAGGAUGGCAGAACUGAAGAAGCUGGAUGUUAAAGAUACAGAGGGAAAGACUCCUCUCCACCUGGCUGCACACAGGAAUCAGCAUCUCGUAGUUGCAGAUUUGAUUUCUCUCGGUGCAAACAUCAACGAGAAGGACCGAUAUGGAAAGACGUGCCUCCACAUCAGUGCGGAAUAUGGAUAUGUCAGAGUUUUGGAGGUGCUGAAGAGCUGCAUGAGGAAUGGAAUUUAUAUUGACUUGGAGGCCAGAGACAUGAAUGGACUCAGUGCGUUGCAGCAUGCCUCAGUGACUCUGAAGAGCACAGUGUGUGAGCUGGAGAGGAGCGUGACUGCGGAUCAGACCCGGCUGCACUCUCUGCGGAAAGAGCAGAUGAUGGAGACGCUGGAGUGUCUUCUGCAGAUGGAAUGCAGCCUGCAGGUCAUGUAGCCCAGCAGAGGACUGUCCAGACCCGCAGCUGCUUCUCACACAGCGAGUGCUUUCUGCUGAACAAGGCAGUGUUGUUACCUGACGGUAAAUGUUUUUGGGUUAAUACAGGUUUGUACCUGCCACAGACGCAGCAUAAUUGCAUGUUCUCAAUACGUUUAAUAGAGUAAGGACAUCUGUGGCAUGGUAAAAGCUAUGUAUUAUGCAACCAGAGCUUUUGUGAAGUGAAAUCACAGGAGAGAAAGCCUCCUGUCUCACUCGCGACACAAUAAUGCAACGGUUGUGCAUCAGCUGGUUUCUGUGAAACUUCCACUGUUUGUUACGUUAAAGUAGCAGAAUAUUGAACUGAAAUGUGGUGCGAUCUGCAGCUCUGCUUCCUGUCACUUUAACGGGUUAGUCUCUUUUAUAACUAUGCUCUAAGAGCAAAAGACUAACAGCUGUGAAGGAUCAUCAGACCUGUAGAUUCGUGCCAUGUUCAUAUAAGGUUACGUGAACUUUUUGACUCACUUGUUUUGUUUGUUUCGUGUUUUCUGAAGCUGUACGUUUGAUUGAUGUUUGAAAUUAUAUUGAACAACAAUUAAAUCUAAUUAUAUUAUAUAACAUUGGGACUGGGAAUGUGGGGCUAUUCUGUAUAAAUACCAGUAUUCAUUUACUACAGCAUUUAUAUAUCUGAAUAAUACUCUGUGAAAAUGAAUUGUGUGAAUAAUUCA
Molecule: messenger RNA, 2365 nt
Organism: Astyanax mexicanus (Mexican tetra)
Lineage: Eukaryota; Metazoa; Chordata; Actinopteri; Characiformes; Acestrorhamphidae
Exons: 11
Coding region: 198-1658 (486 amino acids)
Biological process (GO): regulation of gene expression
Cellular component (GO): nucleus
Molecular function (GO): POU domain binding; DNA binding
Source: RefSeq, a predicted model, not a curated record